Anthonomus grandis grandis is the source of this 1229-nucleotide messenger RNA. RefSeq lists its product as uncharacterized. The coding region runs from base 149 to 886 and encodes 245 amino acids. Lineage: Eukaryota; Metazoa; Arthropoda; Insecta; Coleoptera; Curculionidae. The record is from RefSeq and is a predicted model, not a curated record. The transcript has 4 exons.
UGAAUGUUUGUUGCUAUGCAUAUUUGCCAACAUAUUUUAAAAAUAUUUAUUAACACACUCGUUUUUAAAUAUUUGGGAUCAGCAACGAUUCUCUUCAUAUUACAACCUACUUACUACGUUUAAUACAACAUUACUAAAUUGUCAAGAAAUGACGCGGUUCAGCGAACGUAGUCGUCUCCGUUUUUCCAUCGAACAAGACAUGCAACUCCUCCAGGAAGUAUUGAAACAAAAUCCCUUCGAGAAUGUGGACAAAUGGAAGGAUAUUCAUGAAAAUUUUGUAAAUGAAUGCAACAUUCCCUUUUCGUUGCGGACUUGCAAGGAUCAUGCAAAUCAUCUGAUUAAUUUGCAUUUACGAGGCAAUUUGAAAAUGCGGCCCAGAGAGAUGCCAGAAGAUUUUGAAAAGAAAAAGGAAGUUAUAAAUGAAAUCAUUGGGUUGAGAAAUCAAAUAUCUGAUAUUCAACCAAAGAGGCCUCGAAGACAGUCAGGAGGAUGGGAUGGUACAAAUAGUAAUGAAACCAUUUACAUCAAACAAGAAGGGAAAGCAAAUCAAGUAAAACAAGAAGAUAGUGAUGAUGACUUCUAUUGGGAAGAAGAAAAUGAAAGAGACAAACAGCAAAAAGAAAGGGAAGCGAAUGAUGUUGAUGGAAAACUUAGGAAGAGAGAACUUGCACUGGAUGAAAGAGAGAUAACCCUUAGAGAAAACCAGCUUAAGCUAGAAGAGGAAAGACUUGAACUAGAUAAGCUGGAAAAAAGCAGAAGAACUGAAUUAGAGGAGGCGGAAAGGGAAGCAUUUAGGAUAGUGGCAACACAAAAUCAGAGUAUUAUAACCAGUCUGAUGGAUAGUUAUAAUAGGAGGAAUGGUGGGAGCAAUUUGUGUAUUUUAUAGUUAAGAAAGUUGUUUUAUUUGAUUUAUGACAAUUUGAUAUAUUAAAUUUAGGUUUUAAUAAAUAAUACAAUGUAAGUAGAAAGAUCAAUUUUUUAAUUAAGUGAUUUAAAAUGUUUUAUUUAGAUUUUCUGAUACAUAUACAGGGUGGUCUAAGCAGAUCUUAAAACUACCAAUUGUUCUAAGAUAGGUAGGGAUUUGUAGAUGUUUAUGCUAAAAGAUACACUGUAUAAACAUUGAAUAAUUUAAGGUUAUACAUUUAUGAUAAAAUAAAUUAUAAAAGUGCAAUGUGCUUGAAAGUUAUGUUAUAAAUUAAUACAUACACAUUUUUAUUUAUACAAUUAAA